AUGCCACCACCCUCCGAGUCUCAAUCCAAACGCUUUUUUCCGCCACCUCCAGACCCCUCCAUCUUCAGCCUCCCCCUCGACCACGAAACCCGCGACUGCCACCUGACCUCCAUCCUCGCGCACAAAAACAGCCACUACUUGUACGAAGUGUCAUUCUCCGGCUCGCGCUCCGGCUGGCGCGGAAAAAUCCAAGUGCCCGAAGAAAAACUCGAUCGUGGUGCUCAACGCGCAUGGAAAACCCACUGCACUUCAGCCCCCCUAAACGGUGCCGGGUCCGUCCUGAAGAUCCCGAAAUCAGAAGAUACGAAAGGCGUCGCGAGAUUUUUGGAUCUGGUUUCGGAAACGACGAGUCCCGGGAGUGGGAAAGAAAUCUAUGUCAGGGGUUUGGAGGUUGAGUUUAAAGGGGCGAAGUAUUCGGGUGAGGUGGUUUUGUUGAAGGAUGAUCCGGCGAUUAAGGAGAUGGUUGGAUGGGCGAGGGAUCGGUUGGAUGCGAGGGAGAGUAUUGAAGAAGGGGAUGGGGAUGGGAGCGGGGAGGGACAUGUUCAUACGGUGGAGUUUUUUGGGGCGGCGCCGAGGAAGGGGAGGAAGAGUGAGGUUGAGAUUUGGGAGUUGGAGGGGGGUGAGGUUUUGUUUGCUGGGAAGGCGAGUGUGAGGGGUUUUGAGGAAGGUGAGGAUGGGAGGAGGGAGUUGGUGAUUGAGGUUAGGAUUGAGGGGGAGAGGUAUUUCUUAAGAGGAGAGCUGGGGGAGAGGAUGAAGGUUGGCAGGUUCUUGGUCGUGAAGCAGGAUGAGGUGUAG
Pseudocercospora fijiensis CIRAD86 is the source of this 795-nucleotide messenger RNA. RefSeq lists its product as uncharacterized. The transcript has a single exon. The record is from RefSeq and is a predicted model, not a curated record. NCBI's taxonomy places the organism in Eukaryota, Fungi, Ascomycota, Dothideomycetes, Mycosphaerellales, Mycosphaerellaceae. Bases 1 to 795 code for a protein of 264 amino acids.